AUGAUGCUGUUUUUUCAUGUGCUGAUGCUGUCGCUCCUCUCCAGUGGUUCACCCAAAGUUGUGCAGAAUUUUGAGAGUGAAUGUGAUGUUUUUUUUGCAAAUAAAAAAUCACCAACAGGAUUUCCUGUAAAACAAUAUGAGAAGAUCUGCCAAACUCUAAAUAAUGUUGUUUAUUAUGCCACACUCUAUGACACUGUCAGCAAGAUCCCUGUGUUCUCAGCCUACAAGUUUGAAGGACUAAAGGACUGCACAAGACUAAACAAAUGGUACAUUGAACCUCAACUUGACGACAAUGAUAAUGGAUCACAAGACAUGAAAUUCGAGAACUAUGUGAAUAUACAAGGACUUGGAAACCGUCAAGCUCUCAACAGCGACUAUAGUAUGUCUGAACAUGACAAAGGUCAUCUGGAACCAGUUUUCCAGGCAAACUCACAGGGCUGUGCUGAUGCCACCUUCACUCUCACCAAUGCUGCUCCACAAAACCCCUCUUUUAACCGAGGUCAGUGGAAGAAACUAGAAGGACAAAUGGCAAAACAUCUGUCCGAUCACUGUCUACCGAAAAAGUAUUCUGUUUACAUUGUGACAGGGGUCGUACCAGGUACUAAAAACAUAAAAAAUAGAGUGAUCGUGCCUAGCCAUUUUUGGACUGCAUACUGCUGCUUAGAUCAGAAUAACAAAUGUAAGAUUUCAAGUGGGUUUAUUGGAGAGAAUGAGAACAAUCCUCCUGAAGAAAAAACUGUGAAGAAUUUAGAGACACAGUUGGCAAACCUUUAUCAACUUGAUGAUAUUAACAUGAAAUCUGAGAACAAUGUGAAAAUACAAGGACUUGGAGACAAUCAAGCUCUCGAUAAAUACUAUGAGAACUCUGGCUAUGACCGAGAUCAUCUGGCACCAGUCUACCAGGCAAACUCACAGCUGUGCUGA
Messenger RNA from Labeo rohita (rohu), 924 nucleotides. Its product is annotated as endonuclease domain-containing 1 protein-like. The transcript is spliced from 3 exons. The record is from RefSeq and is a predicted model, not a curated record. NCBI's taxonomy places the organism in Eukaryota, Metazoa, Chordata, Actinopteri, Cypriniformes, Cyprinidae. Bases 1 to 924 code for a protein of 307 amino acids. Gene Ontology annotation, molecular function: hydrolase activity; metal ion binding; nucleic acid binding.